CAUAUAAAAUGUGCCAUAAAAAUAUGUCAAAUUUAAAAACUUAGUACCGUCACACUGAGAGUCUGAGACAGAUUAUAUAUCCCGCUUUAUUGUGUGUUUAUACAAUACGUGUGUUGUUAAAUCCUUUAGUUUAUAUGUUUUAGUGAAAAAGAUUUUUAUUCAAGACAUGGCUUCCUCAAGCAAAUUGCCCGGGACGGGCUUAGAAGAUGUAGGAGUUCCGGGACAAUCAUAUCUUCGAGAUGCUCUAACAAGUUGUACUGAUCCAUUGAAGGCAAUUGAAGAAUUUCAAUUAGAAAAUGGUAUUUUGUUACCUUCGUUGAGGCCUAUGUUACCCCUACUAGACCUUCAUGGGGUACGCCGGCUUGAUUUUCAUACAUCUGUGUUAGAAGAACUUCGAGACAAACUUAUUGCACACAUCAAUGAACUAGGUCCGAAAGAUGGUAAAGAACACGACAAAAAACUGAAAGAACUGCUAUCUAAAAGCUUCCCUGUCGUCCGAGUCAAGGCCCUCAGGCCGGUUAUUAUGAGUAUACUUAAAAACACACCACACAUAGACGACAAAUACCUAAGAGUUUUAGUGAAAGAUCGUGAGUUGUACAAUGACACUGAUACUGAGGUCAAGCGACAGAUCUGGCAAGAUAACCAGUCACUGUUCGGUGAUGAAGUGUCACCAUUACUCAGUCAGUACAUCAGAGAAAAAGAACAUGUUUUAUUUGACCAUGAAAAUUUGACAAACUUAUUCUUUUCUCCGUCACCUAAGGUGAGGAGACAAGGUACCGUUGUUCAGAAGCUUGCUCACAUGAUUGGCAACAGCAUCAAAUUAUAUGAUAUGGUGUUACAAUUUCUUCGCACAUUGUUUUUGAGGACUAGAAAUGUACAUUACUGUACUCUGCGAGCGGAGCUGUUGAUGGCUUUACAUGACUUGGAAAUACAGGACAUAAUCUCAAUUGACCCUUGUCAUAAGUUCACUUGGUGCCUGGAUGCAUGUAUUAGGGAGAGAAAUGUAGACAUUAAGAGGUCAAGAGAGCUACAAGGGUUUUUGGACAGUAUUAAAAGAGGACAGGAACAGGUUUUAGGAGAUCUAUCUAUGACACUAUGUGACCCAUAUGCCAUAAACUUCUUAGCAACUUCAGCUAUAAAGAUAUUACAACAUUUAAUAAACACAGAAGGUCUUCCAAGAGAUAACACCAUUUUAAUACUUUUGCUUAGAAUGUUAGCUCUAGGCUUGAGUGCCUGGAUUAUGAUUGAUUCUCAAGAGUUCAAGGAGCCGAAACUUGAUAGCCAAGUUGUCACCAAAUAUUUGCCAGCACUGAUGUCCUUGAUGGUUGAUGACCAAGUCAGAGCUCUACACAACAAACUGCCCCCAGAUGAAAGAGAAUCUGCUAUUACUACCAUAGAGCAUUCCGGACCACCUCCAGAUGCAUGUGAAGCUUAUAUGAGAGAAAGUUCUGUCUGUGGUGUGUUAGCAAUGUACUACACACUACAUGCAGCCAAGUUAAGAGAUAGAGGAGCUCUAUUAAGAAUUUUGAGUAUUCUAGGCAGUUGUAAAGAUGGUAGGGCUUAUGAAGAUCCAUUCCUACAUGCUUUGGUAGCCCUACUGGUUCAAUUACCUGAUGAAUUCCAAGGGGAAGACUUCAGCACUGUCCUGUUUGACGAGUUCUUUUUCGCUGGCUUAUCUAAAGAUAAUGUAACAAGACAUUUACUUAAAUUCUUGUGGUACAUACAUCCUAAGUUGCCUGAGACGAGAGUACAAACUCUGAUGAAAGCUCUCCAGCCUGGCACACAACAUAAUGAAUCUGUUCAUAAGUUGUAUGAGACCUUACAACAAAAGAUGACUACACAAGCUGAGCCAGUACCAAGUACAAGUGAAAUGGAAUAUUUGGAUUCUCCGCUUAUGAGUGUUCCUACACCAGCGCCUUAUCAUAUUUAGUUAAAGAUUAUGUAAUAUUCUUUAUUCAUAAUAAAUCGGUUUACUUAUAAUUAGGACUAAA
Trichoplusia ni (cabbage looper) is the source of this 1991-nucleotide messenger RNA. It is a transcript of the gene NELF-B, whose product is annotated as negative elongation factor B. Gene Ontology annotation, biological process: negative regulation of transcription elongation by RNA polymerase II. The transcript has a single exon. Gene Ontology annotation, cellular component: nucleus; NELF complex. The record is from RefSeq and is a predicted model, not a curated record. NCBI's taxonomy places the organism in Eukaryota, Metazoa, Arthropoda, Insecta, Lepidoptera, Noctuidae. The coding region runs from base 167 to 1930 and encodes 587 amino acids.